Messenger RNA from Paraglomus occultum, 350 nucleotides. Lineage: Eukaryota; Fungi; Glomeromycota; Glomeromycetes; Paraglomerales; Paraglomeraceae. The record is from the annotation of a GenBank genome assembly.
AUGACGCAGAGAGCUUGCCUGAUAAAGAUCCACCAGCCGGAACAACUGGCGACCUUAGCGACCCAUACCUCAAGAUUUGGGUCGACGGAAAUGCUCCAGUAAAGACAAAGCCCGAUAAAGACUCUUUAGAUUACGAUGUUACUGAUCAUUUUUAUUUUCUGCGCUAUGCGGGACAACAAAAACAUUUUGGGAUAGCGAUGCUGAUACUGCUCAGUGCCACGAUUGAUUUGAAAACAGUAUGUCAGACCACCAUUGGCGACGACAUUAAUGCUCCAGCCUUUUGUGCAAAGUUUAUUGAAAAGGAAACAGCGCCGUAUUACACCGUAAUUAUCUACAAGUACGGUGAUUAA